ACUUCUCCCCUCUUUCUUAAGCAUCAACGCAAACAAGCCACGCCCUUCUCCAUUCCCCUGCUUAUAUUCCCCAACCACUCUCUCAAAAUUCAUCCUUCUUUAUUUUUUCCCAACCACUUCUCUCUCUAAUUAAUUUUGUCUAUUCGCUUUUUUUCUCUCUCUUUCCUCCACAUUCUCACGUUUUCUCUCUGCCCAAACACCAAGGGUAAUACAAACGACGCACCCGCUAACCAGCCAUGUUUCGUCUGAGCAAUAAUUUGGUUGGAAUACUUAACUUCCUUACCUUCCUCUUUUCCAUCCCGAUCCUUGGCGGGGGGAUCUGGCUCCGAAACCAUGGUAACUCUGAAUGCGAGAAGUUUCUCGCCACUCCUGUGAUCGUCAUCGGUGUUUUCCUGAUGUUGGUUUCUUUGGCGGGUCUCAUCGGCGCGUGCUGCCGUGUGUCGUUGUUACUCUGGGUGUAUCUCUUUGUCAUGUUCCUUCUGAUUGUGUUGCUAUUUUGUUUCACGAUAUUUGCUUUUGUAGUUACCAACAAAGGGGCUGGACAGGUAGUGUCUGGCAAGGGAUACAAGGAGUAUAGGUUGGGAGAUUACUCAAACUGGUUGCAGAAGCGAGUAAAUAAUACUAAGAAUUGGAACAAGAUUAAGAGUUGUUUGAUUGAUGGGAAAGUUUGCUCUGAUUUUAACGAGAAAUAUCUGAACGAUACUGUGAACAAGCUUUAUACCGAACACUUAUCUGCUAUUCAGUCUGGAUGCUGUAAGCCAGCAGAUGAUUGUGGAUUUGAGUAUGUAGGUCCAAUCAAUUGGACCCCAUCAAACACUACAACUUCCCCAAAUCCAGACUGUGCUGCAUGGAGCAAUAAUCCUGAUAGUCUAUGCUUUAACUGCAAUUCAUGCAAGGCUGGACUGCUAGACAACAUUAAGAGAGACUGGAAAAAGGUUGCUGUUGUGAACAUCAUAUUCCUUAUUUUCCUCAUCGUUGUCUACUCUGUUGGAUGCUGCGCUUUCAGGAACAACAGAAGGGAUAAUGCUUAUUAUUCUGGAUGGAAGCACCCUUAGAGAGAUUCUUUCACUUGAUUUCAUGAAGGUUGAAUAUUUAUGCUGGAUUUUAUUAAUUAGCUGUAGGAAAACUUCUUAUUUAUUUGCUGCUUGCGCUGUUAUUAUUAUGUAAAUUUUGCUUUGGGAUUGUUCAUUGUAUAGCAGCAUUUUAUGUGCUUUAUUUUUUAUGUUCUUAGAACACCCUGUGGACAUGUGAGGUUAAGUGUUAUUUUUCUUUCGAAUUCCCUUUCGCGUUUCAGAUGGGCAGAUGUUUUGAGGCCACAGGGACGGGGUCCAUUAUGGGUCGGACUUGAAUUAGCCGGCGGGCGGCUGAGUCAGUUCAAAAUUUAUAGGAUAAAGACAAGUAUUAUUGCUCAAGAUCCAAUUACCUUGUUUCA
This is a messenger RNA of Manihot esculenta (cassava), 1432 nucleotides long. RefSeq names its product tetraspanin-8. The transcript is spliced from 2 exons. The coding region runs from base 237 to 1055 and encodes 272 amino acids. The record is from RefSeq and is a predicted model, not a curated record. Lineage: Eukaryota; Viridiplantae; Streptophyta; Magnoliopsida; Malpighiales; Euphorbiaceae. Gene Ontology annotation, cellular component: plasmodesma; plasma membrane. Gene Ontology annotation, biological process: auxin-activated signaling pathway.